AUGGCGGCCAUCACUGGGGACCAGGUGGCUGUGUAUGAUCGUCAGCUUCGUCUUUGGGGCGUCCAGGCGCAGCAGAGGCUACUGAAUGCCAAGGUCCUGAUUUGGGGCAUGGAGGGCAGCAAUGUGGAAGCCUGCAAGAACUUGGUGCUGGCAGGUGUAUCGCUGACAUUGCGGGAUCACAGAACAGUGACUGCGGCAGAUGUAGGAUUCAACUACUUCCUGCGGCCGGAGGACCUGAACCAGUCCAGGGCCACUUGCGCCUCCAAGAGGGUGCAGGAGAUGAACCCGCUCUGCACUGUGGCUUGCAACAGUGAUCGGGCGGAAACAGGCAGCGACGAAGACAAACUCAAGGAACUUGUGAAGGGCUUCGACAUUGUCAUCGUUGGCUUGAGCGUGCUGGGCUAUGACUUCGAGCUUGCAUCCAGCGUGGAUGCCGCAUGCAGAAGCUUAGGCACAGGCUUCAUCCUCACUGUUGCAGCGGGCGAGAUGGCCUUUUUCUUUUCAGAUCAGAACGAGCACGUCAUGCAGGAGCGGAGCUCUGUUCAAGGUGCAGAGUCCUCAGGACCGCAGGACCCAGAGACCUUCAGUUUCCCUCCCUUCAGUCAUUUCUUGAGCGGUGUUCCACGAUUGCUACACGGGAAGACCGACGCCUCUUUCAAGCUCAUUGGCCUGCUUGCGUCGUUCCUCCGGAGUGGAGGCAAAGCAACGCCAAGCGCGGCAUCUGACUUCGAGGCUUAUUGCCGAGACACUGUGAAGUGUGAGCCGUCUGUUGAUGGCAAGGCUGGCAUGAAGGAGGCCUUCGGCCACUUCUUUGUGGAGCCGCUCAUCCACGUCGCCUCGGUACUGGGAGGGCUGCUGUCUCAGGAGGUCAUCAAGGCCAUAACGCGAAAAGACCCUCCUCUCGUGAACAGUGUCUGCUUCAACGCCUACACCGGUGCAGCUCUUGUGGAGCUCUUGCCGGAGGCACCUCCCGCGCCGAAGAAGCGAAAAUCCGUGGAGGAGGUCGCCGACUUGUUGGACGACUGA
Messenger RNA from Symbiodinium natans, 1026 nucleotides. Lineage: Eukaryota; Dinophyceae; Suessiales; Symbiodiniaceae. The record is from the annotation of a GenBank genome assembly.